Molecule: messenger RNA, 1414 nt
Organism: Cloeon dipterum
Lineage: Eukaryota; Metazoa; Arthropoda; Insecta; Ephemeroptera; Baetidae
Gene: Hpd
Product: 4-hydroxyphenylpyruvate dioxygenase
Exons: 13
Coding region: 137-1282 (381 amino acids)
Biological process (GO): L-tyrosine catabolic process
Cellular component (GO): endoplasmic reticulum membrane; Golgi membrane
Molecular function (GO): lactoylglutathione lyase activity; 4-hydroxyphenylpyruvate dioxygenase activity; metal ion binding
Source: RefSeq, a predicted model, not a curated record
AGACGAUCUUCGCCAAUCAGGUACCCGAGAGCGCGGUCACACCUUCGUCGUCACCAGGCACCGAGUAAUCAGAUGAAACUCAAGAAAUUUCCACGCAUUCCGUUUCUUGGAGGCGCCCCGACAACACGCAGCAGCCAUGACCACUUACACUGACAAGGGUGUCAAGCCAGACGCUGGGAAAUUUUUGUGCUUUGAUCACAUCAAGUUUUGGGUUGGAAAUGCCAAGCAAGCUGCUUCAUUCUAUUGUGCCCGCAUGGGAUUUGAGCCUCUCGCCUACAAAGGACUAGAAACUGGGGAACGCCGGACCGCGAGCCAUGCUGUCAUUCAAAAUAAGAUCAUCUUUGUCUUUGAAUCAGCAUACCUGCCCAAUGACGAAGAAAUGGGAGCUCAUCUGAUGAAACACGGGGAUGCUGCGAAAGACGUUUCGUUCACUGUUGAAGACCUUGACUCCAUCGUCAAGAUGGCAAAACAGCGAGGUGCGAAAAUCGUUAAAGACAUUUGGGAAGAAAAGGAUGAAUUCGGGGUCGUUCGAUUUGCCACUGUGCAGACGUAUGGUGACACCACGCACACGCUAAUUGACCGAUCAAACUACCGAGGCCUCUUUUUGCCCAAUUUCAAGAAACCCUUGCAGGAAGAUGUCCUCUGUGGAAAAUUGCCCGCGGGAAAAUUGGAUUUCAUUGAUCACGUUGUGGGAAACCAGCCAGACUUGCAAAUGGAGCCCAGCGCUAAAUGGUACGAGCAAAACCUGCUGUUCCACCGCUUCUGGUCCGUUGACGACUCGCAGCUGCACACCGAAUUCUCUGCCCUUCGAUCAAUUGUCAUGGCAAACUGGGAGGAAACCAUCAAAAUGCCAAUCAACGAGCCUGCGCCUGGCAAAAGGAAAAGCCAAAUCCAGGAAUACGUCGAUUACAAUGGUGGAGCAGGAGUGCAGCAUAUCGCCCUUAACACGCAGGAUAUUAUCACAGCUAUCAGGAACCUGCGUUCUCGCGGAAUGGACUUCCUCUCAGUGCCGAAAACCUACUACAAAACCCUGCGCGAGAAUUUGAAAAACAGCAAAGUUAAAGUCGUUGAAGAUUUGGAUGUGCUUGAGGAAUUGAACAUUUUGAUUGACUACGAUGAAAAUGGCUAUUUGCUGCAAAUCUUUACCAAAAACAUGCAGGACAGGCCAACUCUUUUCAUGGAAGUUAUCCAGAGACGCAAUCACAAUGGAUUUGGAGCAGGCAACUUUAAAGCCCUGUUUGAAGCUAUUGAACUUGACCAAGCUCAAAGAGGUAACCUCUAAUGUCACAUAGCAUUACAACGUCUGACUAUUUUCUAUAUUUUCAUAUAUGGCUUCAAUUUGCUACAUUUUAUGGUGUUUUAUUAUGGUAUAUGUAUUUUUUAAAUAUUGAUUAAAUCGGUAAAUUUCAAUGUG